This is a messenger RNA of Humulus lupulus (European hop), 4410 nucleotides long. RefSeq lists its product as uncharacterized. The transcript is spliced from 9 exons. The record is from RefSeq and is a predicted model, not a curated record. NCBI's taxonomy places the organism in Eukaryota, Viridiplantae, Streptophyta, Magnoliopsida, Rosales, Cannabaceae. The coding region runs from base 81 to 3641 and encodes 1186 amino acids.
ACUGCUCCAUCGACGCUGCUAAAUCUAAAGACGACUUACAUACGAAAGCAGAGGAACUGAAACGAGCUUCCUUGGCAGCCAUGGAAGAUUACCCAGAAGAAAUGCGGAGUCCACCGGUGAGUCUGGUCGCGGUCGCUGGAUGCCCUGACCUUCACCAAACCAUAUCCACACACCUCCACUCUCUUCAGCCCCCAAUCAACUCUCUUGCAUUGCCGGACCUUUCCAAGAUCUCUCUUCUCAUAGCCCCCAAGCCCAAAGAUGACCAAUCCUUCAAUCCUGAUUCCGCCGUCUCGUCUGGGAUUUUGAAGCGAGAUUGGCUGCUGAAGCAUCGCACUAAGAUUCCUGCCGUCGUUGCUGCUCUCUUCUCCUCUGAUUGCGUUUCUGGCGAUCCUGCUCAGUGGCUUCAGCUUUGCUCCGAUCUUGAUAAUCUCAAAACGGUGAUUCGUGCGCGGAACAUUAGAUUGGUACUUGUGGUUGUUCAUUCUCAUUCAAAAGAUGACAUAACUGAAGAUCGAAUGCUCGCUCUACGGAAGCGAGCUGAAAUCGAUUCGAAGUACUUUGUUACCUUUUCACAAAAUGAUGAAACUGAAUUGAAACAAUCUCUUCAGAGAUUGGGCAGCAUAUUUGGAGAACUAGCAAACAUAUAUUAUAGAGACGAAGGGCGAAGGAUUAAAACGCGAAUUGAGAAGAAAAGUUGUAGUUCAAUUGAGUUCCAAGUUCGCUAUUGUUUCAAGGUUGCUGUGUAUGCUGAAUUUCGUAGGGAUUGGGUUGAAGCUAUUAGAUUCUAUGAGGAUGCUUAUCACACACUGCGAGAGAUGAUUGGAACAUCGACUAGGUUACCGGCUAUACAACGGCUAAUUGAGAUAAAAACUGUUGCAGAGCAAGUGCACUUCAAAAUAUCAACCUUGUUAUUGCACGGUGGAAAGAUUAUAGAAGCCGUUACAUGGUUUCGUCUGCACAAUGCUUCAUACAGAAAGCUCAUAGGAGCACCAGAAGCUGUUUUUCUUCAUUGGGAGUGGAUGAGUAGACAAUUCCUGGUAUUUGCUGAAUUGCUAGAGACAAGUUCAGGAGCCAUUCAGAGCAUCUCAUCUCUCACUGCAGGCACCAUAGAGAAAUCUUUGACUGAGUGGGAAUUACGUCCAGCUAACUAUUAUCAAUUGGCUGCUAAGUACUUGAAGGAGAAGAGAUCUUAUUUGGAAAGUGCUGUCUCAUUGUCAGAAACUUUUAAUGAGAGUGAUAAUAGUACUGACUCUGUGGUACCUUCACUAUUCGUGGGUCAGUUUGCUCGAUUAAUUGAGCAAGGAAAUGCAUUUCUAAUGCAACUACUCACCGAUGAUGAAUAUAUUCACUAUGCCAUUUCUGAAGGAAAAAGGCUUCAAGAUUCCGUUGAAAUUAUUGCUCUGCUUAAAAAAUCGUAUGAAUCAUUUAGUAAUUUCAAAGUCCAGAGAAUGGGCGCUCUUUGUGGAUUCCAGAUGGCAACAGAAUACUAUGUUGUGGGAGAUUUUAGCAGUGCAAAACAACUUUUUGAUGGUAUUGCAAAUCUAUACAGACAAGAAGGAUGGGUCUCCUUGUUGUGGGAAGUAUUGGGUUAUUUGCGAGAAUGCUCUAGGAAACAAGGUCAGCUUAAGGAUUUUAUAGAGUACUCUCUUGAAAUGGCUGCACUCCCUGUAUUAUCUGAUACUGACGGUGUCCAGUAUUCCAGAAAGGAAUGUAAUCCAGCUGGGCCUGCAAGUAUUGAACAAAAGGAAUUAAUACACAAGGAAGUGUUUGGGGUUAUUAGUAGAGAGUCGGGUUUGACUUCAAUUGAAAGUGAUGCUGAUCUCAGAGUAACUGGAGUUAAUCAACUUCAUCUUGAGAUUGAUCUCGUCAGUCCCCUCAGAGUGGUUCUUCUUGCUUCAGUUGCUUUCCAUGAACAUAUAAUCAAGCCUGGUUCCUCCACUUUGAUUACAUUGUCACUUCUAUCGCAACUACCUCUUACUGUUGAGGUUGACCAAUUAGAAGUCCAGUUCAAUCAGUCUGCUUGCAAUUUCAUUGUUGUGAAUUCUCAAAGAACUCAGUUAGAUUCAGCAAAUGACUAUCAGCAGAGUCAACGAGUAGAGACUGCUCCUUCUCUGUCACUUUCUUCAAACAGGUGGCUGCGUCUAACAUAUGACAUCAAAUCUGAUCAAAGCGGAAAGCUUGAAUGCAUAUCUGUUAUUGCAAAAAUGGGUCCCCACUUCACAAUCUGUUGUAGAGCUGAGAGUCCUGCUUCAAUGGGUGAUUUGCCUCUUUGGAAGUUUGAAGAGCGUGUGGAAGCUUAUCCAACCAAGGAUCGUGCUCUGGCAUUUACUGGACAGAAAGCAACCCAGGUUGAGGAACCAGACCCACAAGUUGAUCUUAAUUUAGGUGCUUCUGGCCCCGCAUUUGUUGGAGAGAGCUUUGUGAUACCUGUUACUGUGACCUCUAAGGGACAUGCUGUUCAUUCUGGUGAAUUAAAGAUCAAUCUGGUGGAUGUAAGGGGUGGUGGUUUGUUCAGUCCAAGGGAAACUGAACCUAUCACUCUGGAUAGUCAUCACGUGCAACUUCUUGGCAUAUCCGGACCAGAAGGGGAAGAUGAAUCUAAUCAGGGUGGUGAAAACAUCAAGAAAAUUCAAGAAUCAUUUGGUUUGGUUUCUGUUCCAUUUCUAAAUUGUGGAGACUCAUGGUCUUGCAAAUUGGAAAUUAAGUGGCACAGACCCAAACCUGUUAUGCUCUAUGCAUCCCUGGGUUAUUCUCCUGAUAGCAAUGAUUCAACUGCCCAUAAAGUUAACAUCCACAAGAGCUUACAGAUUGAAGGAAAGACAGCAAUCUUAAUAAACCAUCAAUUUAUGCUGCCAUACAGGCAUGACCCUUUGUUACCCUCAAGGAUCAAGCCAGUUCCUGACUCUGAUCAGCUGGUAACACUACCUCUAAAUGAAACAAGUAUACUUGUUGUUAGUGCUAAAAAUUGCUCUGAUGUACCAUUGCAGUUGAUAUCCAUUUCAGUUGAUUCAGAUGAUGGCAUUGGAAAGUUAUGCUCUGUGCAAAACAGUGGUGACCACUUGGCCCCUGCGCCCCUUGUACCAGGAGAAGAGUUUAAGAAGGUUUUUAGUGUCAUUCCAAAGAUGAAUAUUAAAAAACUCAUGUUAGGAAAUGUACGUAUCAAAUGGACCAGAUGUUCUGGGACUGAAGAUCAACCUGUCUCAGCAGUAUCUUUGGUUUUGACUGAACAAAGACUUCCUGAUGCGACUCUCGAGUUGUCACCGUUAGUCGUGAGUUUGGAAUGUCCUCCUUAUGCUGUUCUGGGAGAUCCCUUUACAUACUAUAUUAAAGUGUGGAACCAAACACAGUUGCUUCAAGAACUCAAGUUGUCAUUGGCUGACGCUCAAAGUUUUGUUUUGUCUGGGUCACACAAUGACGCCAUCUAUGUUCUUCCGAAAUCUGAGCAAAUCAUUGGUUACAAGCUUGUACCACUUGCCUCUGGCAUGCAACAAUUGCCUAGAUUUACAGUAACUUCAGUCAGAUACUCGUCUGCUUUUCAACCGUCAAGUGAAGAGUCUACUAUUUUUGUGUUUCCUUCUAAGCCUCAUUUCAACAUGAUUGAUUGGGGAGACAGAGGGAUAGAGUCACUGGCAGCUGAAUGAUUCAUGCUCGUACUCUGGCAUGUUGAGAAAUAUUGUAAUUAUGAAAAGGUGGUUUGAGUACAGGUUCAACAUUCAUGUUUGUGACUGAAUCUGUGCACCAUGUAGUUGAGGAAGUUGAAAAAAGAAGUUCCAAGUUCCUAUGAAGGAAAGGAAUGGGAGUAUUGUAUGUUUUGGUUAGAUGGUGGUUUUGCAUCUCUACCAGAUAAUUAGGUUCUUGAUGGGACUGUUUGCUCCAAUUUUUUUUUUUUAAUAUCUAACAUAUGUAAAUGAAGGGAAAAUGUCAUAGGAGAAGAAUCAUCACAUGCUGAAUAUUACUAUUUUUUACAGCAACAUCAGUAAUAAGUAUGUGGUGAUGGAUUGACUAGGACAUUGUUUUAUGGAGGAACAGACAGAUUGUGGUGAGAUAUAACAGUGCAGCUAUAUGAUUGAUUGCAAUUGUACUAACUAGAAGGACCAGGAGAGGCUUGGCUUAAGGCGAUGACAGAACAGUAGAGAGGACUGUUCAUCUUCUUCAAGGAUUGACUAUGGGGCUAGAGAGGGCUUUGCAGUGAUUGAUAUUGUUUCAUGUGUUGCGAUAGCUAAGUCGAGAUGAAUGGUGUUGGAAACCAUUGAAAAGUAGAUCCUAGAGCUCUGGUACUGCAACUUCGUUUAUAUAUUUUAAUGUUCUGUUAUAUAUAGAUUUGAAACAGUAAAACAAAAUGGUUGUAUCUGAUGGUAAUGUAUAUUGUUUUGUUGUUAUAAUUAUUGGUGACAACAUGGUUGAAAUUUA